Messenger RNA from Rotaria sordida, 780 nucleotides. Lineage: Eukaryota; Metazoa; Rotifera; Eurotatoria; Philodinida; Philodinidae. The record is from the annotation of a GenBank genome assembly.
AUGGAAUCUUUGCAAUCAAAACUUUCAGUUAGUGCAAUGACAGCUAAUCUUCGCAUAUUUACAGAGCCUCGUGGUUUAAUUCGUCUUCUUCAAUUUAUAUUCGCAAUAUUUGCAUUUGCUACAGCAUGCAGUGGUAGUUCUUCAGUAUUGCUCAGCAACUCGAGAAACAAUUCAAUAUCUGCAUCUUGGUCUUAUCCUUAUAAUUUAAAAAAUACACAAAUAAUAUCUGACAACAAACCUGAAAAACCAAUAUCUAGUGCAAAUGAUAUAAAACCAUCAGCUGAAUUUUUUGUAUUUACAGGUGUUACAUCAAUGUUAUUAUCACUUGGAUUUGCUAUUGUUUAUGUACUUAUGGAUCAGCGAUAUCGUAAUGAUGAACGUUUACCUUUGAUUGAUUUUAUUGUAAUAUUAAUCUGGUCUAUCUUUUGGAUUGCUGGAAGUGCAGCAUGGGCCAAAGGUGUAUCAAAUAUUCGUACGCAAACUAGUUGGGAAAGUAUAGCUAAACGUUCGGAUUUUUGUUCAGAGGCGCUAUCAUGCAAAGAAGUUUAUUCUGGUACUUAUGGAAGUAUAAUCGUAUCUGUUAUAUUUGGUUUUUUAAAUUUUAUACUUUGGGCUGGUAGUGCUUGGUUUGUUUAUAAAGAAACAAGACUUUUUAAGAGUGGUACAGCACAACAACAGCAACAACAAGAAUCAUCAGAACAACCUAGUAAUUUUUCUAAUUUUGGUGCACCGACUAUACAACAACAAUCAGGAAUUCGAUCACCAAAUUCAAUGGGUUAA